AUUGGUCAAACACUUUUACAUCAUGUCGUUGACAAAUGAGAGUAAACUAGAGAAGAGGGUGUGAGUAAAUGUUAUUUUCAUUCCCAUGGUCUAUGAGGCAUCCUGCACGAACAUGAUGAUAAAACCUUUACUAAGAUGGCUUUGAAUAUUUUGUCGCAGACGUCUCUCAGCCGGGGCCAGGGACGCAGGAGAAGGAGGUCGAGCGGUACCAGUGUCGAUUCUCUGGACAUUAGCCCCAGUGCCGAGGCGAGGGUUCUGGUCAUAAACACCGGCGGAACCAUCGGAAUGAUGUACCACAAUAACGUGUUGUGUCCAGAACCAAACGCACUAGUCAAAACUUUACGCAAGCUUCCCAUUCUGCACGAUGAGCAGUACGCACAACAGACCAGACUGUACGACUACUAUGAUCCUCCAGAGAUCACGCUGGUGCUGCCGAAGCCCACUCAUGCUGCUGAUCAUCUUUUUCAUGGACUGUCCAAACAGAACAAAAGGAUUGUGUAUACGGUUUUAGAGUACUGUCCUCUGCUGGACUCCUGCAAUAUGACCACAGAUGACUGGGCCUGUAUUGGUAAAGACAUAGAGAAACACUAUGAGAAAUACGAUGGCUUUGUUAUUCUGCAUGGUACAGACACCAUGGCUUACACAGCCUCUGCUUUGUCCUUUAUGUGUGAGAACCUGGGAAAGCCUGUUAUCCUCACUGGCUCACAGGUGCCUAUUUAUGAGAUGAGAAAUGAUGGGAGAGACAACCUCUUGGGGGCGCUGUUGAUAGCUGGACAGUUUGUCAUCCCUGAGGUGUGCCUUUAUUUUCAUCAUAAGCUGUACAGGGGUAACCGUGUCACCAAAGUGGAUGCUGGAAGCUUUAAUGCGUUCAGCUCACCAAAUCUGCCACCAUUAGCCAAUGCUGAAGUUGACAUCAAAAUUAACUGGGAUACUGUAUGGCGAGCCAACACAACCUCUAAAUUCACCGUCAACACGCAGAUGAACCGCAAUGUGGGUCUCCUGCGUCUUUUCCCGGGAAUCACUGCUGCAACUGUCAGGGCCUUCUUGCAGCCUCCUAUGGAGGGGAUAGUUCUGGAGACCUAUGGCAGCGGUAACGCCCCUGACAAUCGAGCAGACCUGCUGGAGGAGAUCCGUAAAGCGACAGAGAGAGGACUUAUUAUGAUCAACUGUACCCAGUGUCUCAGGGGCUCGGUCACAACCUCAUACGCCACUGGCAAGGCCCUAAGUGAUGCAGGUUUGGUCGCUGGGUGCGAUAUGACCCCAGAAUCUGCUCUGUCAAAACUCUCCUAUGUGUUGGCAAAAACAGACCUCAGUACGCUAGAAAAAAAGAAGAUGCUGAGCCGCAAUCUACGUGGUGAGAUGAUAGCUGACCUGGAGGGAGCAAAGCUGUCUCUCAGCGACAGUCGCUUUAUUCAGGUUAUUGCCAAGUCCCUCAGCAUUAGCUGUAAAGAGGAACUUGAAGCCAUCCGGGAUGCCCUAACACCUACUUUGGCCUGCGCUGCUGCUAAGAUUGGAGACAUUGAGGCGUUAGAGGCCAUAAAAGAAAUGGGUGCUGACUUGAGCAUGGCCGAUUAUGAUGGCCGUACCCCUCUUCACAUCGCCGCAUGCGACGGGCAUCUGAAAGUAGUUCAGUAUCUUUUGAGUCAGGGGGCAACCGUCUACGCCAAAGAUCGCUUUGGCAACACACCCCUCCGCAAUGCCGUUCGCUUCAGGCAUAAGGACGUGGUGAAACUUCUCAGGAAGACUGGAGCUCACUUCUCUCGUGACGAGAUUGAGGAUGCAGGGACUGAAAUGUGCAGUCUUGCGGCCAGUGCAGAUUUGGAGGGAUUGGAGAUAUGGCACUUAGCUGGAGCUGAUUUAACUACAACCAGUUAUGAUGGACAGACACCUAUUGAAGUGGCAAGAGCCUCUGGACUUGAGGAGGUGGUUGACUUCCUACAACAGGCUGCUCAGUACCGAACCCAGACUUUGUCAACUAUGAUUUCAAGCAACGAAACUGGAGAAAUCCAAACUAAAACUUUGCUUCAAACAAUGUGGGAUCCACAUACUGUAGCUGUUUUAAGCAUGAAAAUGGCUGAUAAAGUGUGAAUGGCGAGUUUAUUGAGUUCACCGCUUGUCCAGCAAGAUCAUGAGGACGUCGUCCUGCUAGCAGUCACUUCCUGCCAUUAUCAUCUCUUCAGUUUCUUUAAGGUUUUUUCAUUAAAAUUUCAACAACAGAAACGCACAAGUCAUGCUGGGUGUUAAAAGCCGUCCAUCUAUAAGAGGCUCUCUGUGUGCAGUCAGAUAUGAAUGCAUUGUAAAGUAGAUAGUAAAGGAAUUUGUGUAAGCACAUUUUUUUUCAGGGAAAGUUACAGUACUGGACACUGUAACUUAGAAAGUAUCAAUGUUUUUGGAAAUUAUUAUGCAAUUACUCUACAUUUAGAAAAAUGUACAACUGCCUUCCACUGCUUCAUUUAAUGGUCUCACUGUUGCCCCAAAUACGACAACAAUUCAAUUAAUGUUAUAUUUGUUGCCAUUGGUACUUCUGACAUGGCCACCAUAAGAUUUAAAAUGUGUGGCUUAGGUUAUUUUACAUUUAUGCAUUUUACAAUUCACUGUUCCCACUGUUCUGUUAAUCCACUCUUAUUUAUUUACAUCUAUCAGUGUUAAAUAUUUGUGCGAUCAUUUUAAUGUGAAUGUAAAACUGUAAAACUAACUUGUUGCACUUAAAUUUUUAGGUUUAAUCAAAUAGAAUUUAUAAUUCAUUUAAACUUUUCUGACUAGUGAGGAGUUGCUAUAAAUUAUAAAAAUAAAGUUUAAAUAACUUAAGCAACUUUAUUUGUGAAAUUUAUAGUAACUCCUCACUAGUUAAGAAAGUUGAAAUAAAUUGUAAGUUGAAGUUUAUUAAACUUAAUUUAAGUGCAACAAGGAUUUUCUUUACAGUGUAGUAAUGAUAGUACCGUGUAAGGAUGUCUUUAAAUACUGUAUUUAAAGAGAUGCUGUAAAAAUAAACAUAGACGUAAGUGACUAUCAAAAACAAAGUGUUCAUACACCAAAAUGAAUUAAUGUUUUGCUGUAAGUUGUUUUUCUUUAUUUCCUUGUCUUGUUAGUUAGUACAUCUGUUUCUUGUUGAAUGGUUUGAAUUUUGACAUAAGAAAGUUACAUAUAAAUUGUUUUAUAAACCCAUUUUAAAUUGUUGUAGCAAUAAAAAUACAACAACAUAUAUUUAUGAUCAAAUGCAAAUUAUCAGCACAUACUAGCAUUGUUGUGUUCUGUUUUUAGUGUCAGUAGAACAGGAAAAGGCAAUAAAUGUGUAUUUUUGUCUGAAAUAUGAAAUAAAAUUGUUAAGCACAAACAGAAAAAAUAAAGUUAUAAGUGGUAAAAUUUCA
Misgurnus anguillicaudatus (oriental weatherfish) is the source of this 3368-nucleotide messenger RNA. Its product is annotated as 60 kDa lysophospholipase. The record is from RefSeq and is a predicted model, not a curated record. Gene Ontology annotation, molecular function: asparaginase activity; protein binding. Gene Ontology annotation, biological process: amino acid metabolic process. NCBI's taxonomy places the organism in Eukaryota, Metazoa, Chordata, Actinopteri, Cypriniformes, Cobitidae.